Ilyonectria robusta is the source of this 1143-nucleotide messenger RNA. RefSeq names its product phenylacetaldoxime dehydratase. The transcript has a single exon. Bases 1 to 1143 code for a protein of 380 amino acids. NCBI's taxonomy places the organism in Eukaryota, Fungi, Ascomycota, Sordariomycetes, Hypocreales, Nectriaceae. The record is from RefSeq and is a predicted model, not a curated record.
AUGUCUUGCCCCGUACGUCUUUAUCCUCUACGCAAGCCGAAGAACCAUCGCGUUCCGAUUCCCAGAUGGCAGCUUGCACUUGCUAAGACUGUCACGCACGUCUUCACGACCUACAUUGGAGUCCAGAUGCGCUCGGAGGACGAAGCCUCGACGCGGGCUCGAGCUCAUGUUUCUUCUGCGAUCAGAAGUUGGCUCCGGGCGGAUCAUGGUCCAGGUGCAUCGGAGUCUUUCACGAUGAUUGAUGGGGCCGAGAAAGCUGAUUCGUUUAUCUGGGUCUGCUACUGGCUUGAUAGUGCCAAGUAUCACCAGGCCCUGAAACACCUUUCGUUAGCCACUCUAUUCUCCGGUUUAGAGGAGAAAGGCCGGGGCUCUAUGGGCAUCUGGCGAGAAAGUUUUGCUACUGCCAUUCCGAGACUAGAGACCAAUUACUCCGGUCUUGAUUAUCUUCCGGGUUUGGCGAGGCUCCCAGGCGCAGGUACUGAGGAGCACAGCCUUUCUGCUUAUUGGGGUGCUGCGAGAGAUCGCAUUCCUGAUCCUUCGCAUGACUUAUUUCCGAAAACCCCACACGCAACCCUGCCUCGUACAGUUCCUACAGGUCUCGGACAACACUUGAUCGGCACCAACCAACACAACCUCGUUCACAUUCGGUCCGGGCAGUUUUGGGAGAAUUGUGGCCAGCAGGAGGCUGAUGCAUACGAGAGGAAACUCGAGCCCACACUCCACGAAGGGCUCCAGUACCUCUGGGAGCAUCCUAAAGAGACCGAAGCCAUGGGUGUUCGUUAUCUCAAGAACGAAGACGAUGCUCCAUCGAGCGGGCGACCUCGAAAAGAGACUUGCGGUACUGCUUUUUUCAGCAGCCUUGAUAGAUUGGAGCACUGGGCCAAGACUCAUCCCUCUCAUCUAGCUAUAUAUCGCGGCGCACUGACGCAUUAUAAAGCAUUCGGUGAUGCUAGGCUGUUGCGCACUUGGCAUGAGGUUUCCAUUUUGCGGGAAGGAGAUGCAGUCUUUGAGUACAUCAAUUGUACUCCAGGAACGGGCGUGAUCCAGACCGUUGAGCUCGAGGUCAAGAGCAGCUGGGACGAUGGAAUGUCAAACGGGGAAGGGAUGACACAAGCGCACACAAGAACAAGCGUAGCAUUUUGA